Messenger RNA from Babesia bigemina, 1047 nucleotides. RefSeq lists its product as hypothetical. The coding region runs from base 1 to 1047 and encodes 348 amino acids. Lineage: Eukaryota; Apicomplexa; Aconoidasida; Piroplasmida; Babesiidae. Gene Ontology annotation, cellular component: membrane. The transcript has a single exon. The record is from RefSeq and is a predicted model, not a curated record.
AUGGCUUCGCUGAAUAAUGAGGUGCCUGCUCCUGCGCCGGCUGUUGGCUCGGCAGCGUCGGCAGGGAAAACCAUUUCCGCUUCCGUGUCUAAACCGCUGGUUGCCGCCGCAGCAGCAUCAGCUGCUGCGAGCAGCCUUAGCCAACUAGUAAAGGAUGCAGAUGAAGGGGGCCGUUGUACGCUUCUUCCCGGGUUAUUUGGACUUUCUAUCCAGCUGUUUCUCUGCAUAAUCUCCAUCGCGGUUGUGUUUUUGAAGUACAGGAUGGAGACUCCAAGGCGUUCUUUGCCGGCGUUUUUGAUGGACUUCAUCACGUUGAUGUGCGGUUCCGGUACCGUUCACGUGGUGAACAUCUUGUCUUCGAUUAUGAUUCAGCGGCUGCACGACGGGUCCGGCGAGGUGGGUGACGAGUGCAACCUCUACUUCAUGACGACCCUCUUCGAUGCGACGAUCGGGAUCUUUCUGGAGUACAAGAUCGUGCGUUAUCUGGCAAUUCGCAAGGAGGCGCACCACUAUUUGCAGCGCACCCGCAAGUCCGUGUUCACGCCCACCACUGAGGAGUUGGAUGAUGCUACGCGCAUCGCCACUGUCGCGCUGUCGUCUGGCUCUCCGAUUGGCAUGAACGAGACCGACCUGGAGGGCCACAUGCCUGGCCGUGAUGAAUGCGACAAUGUCUUUGAGACGUUCGAGUUUGGUGUGGAGGGGGGCUGGCGUCGUCGGCUUUGGCGCCACCUGGUGCGGUUGGUGACGUCGCCCAACGAAUGGGCUCGUGACAUGGGCAACGAAAAGUUCGUGGAUAACCUGCUAUCUUGGAUGGCGAUAGUGUGCAGCCUAAAGGUUUUCAGCAUAGCCGUCUUUACCAUAUUUUCGGGUAGCAUAAACUCCAUCGGCGACUUCAUUUUGGGUUUCUUCGAGAAAAGGCACACUUUGAAGCUGUUGUUCGUUAUGGUUGGCGCGCCUCUGGUGCUAAACGUGUUCCAGUACUGCGUGACCGACACGAUCAUAAAGAUAAAAACAGUUGGCAGAUCGCAUACGGCCAUGAAACUUUAA